AUGAAUAAGUUGACAAGAUAAAUUGGUAAGAGGUUGCUUAUUGAGCCUAAAAGUACAGCAUUAGUAACUGAAGAAGCAAAGAAUUAGAUACUAUUAGGCUUAAAAAAGAAUGGAGUUGUUUGUUUAAAUCAAGGAUUGCUUACUCCUUAACAAUAGUGUGAUUUGACAAGGAGUUUAUUCACAGAUAUAAUUAGGUUGCCACCAAUCUUAGGCUUUGAUAAUUAGGAUCCUGAAUGUCAAGAAGUAUCAGUGAUUACAAACACUAAUCCUCAAGGCAAGGUUGAGGCCAAUCUCACAGCAUCAGCUAAAUGGAGUUAAGAUGGGCAUUUCUAUCGACCUUAAGAUUCAAAUGUAUUCAACCUGCUACAUUCAGUGGUCACUCCCAAAUCAGAUGGACAAGUUUGGUUUUUAGAUCUAGUUUCUUGCACUGAUUUUAUCAAGACUGAACGUAAAAGUCUCUACAGAGAGCUUAGUUAGCUUUAUGUCAAAGUUGAUACAAGUAGGAUUCCAGAGUUAAAAGGGAUUAAGCCUGAAGAUGUUGAUACAGAUUAGAUAACCUAUCACAAGAUGAUUAAUGUGAAUCCAUUUAAUAAUGAAGAAGUCAUAUUUUUGGGAUCUGCAGCAAGCAGUGAGAUUGUAGAUAAGAAUAAGAAUCCGAUUAAUGAUUUAGGCACUAUUGAAGAAAUUAUAUAGAUGUUUGUUAGUGAGCAUGAUAUAUACAGACAUCAUUGGCAAGAAGGGGAUAUUAUGAUUUGGGAUAAUAUAUAGGUUAUGCAUAGAUUCCAAGAAAUAUGCAGUGGCAAAAGAAUACUUCACAGAACUCAAGGACAAUAAAAAAGAAGUCUAGGGCUUUGA
Messenger RNA from Stylonychia lemnae, 855 nucleotides. Lineage: Eukaryota; Ciliophora; Spirotrichea; Sporadotrichida; Oxytrichidae. The record is from the annotation of a GenBank genome assembly.